GUUCCUAUAUACCUAAUAACAAAUCAUACAACUACAGUUCCUAUAUACCUAAUAACAAAUCAUACAACUACAGUUCCUAUAUACCUAAUAACAAAUCAGACAACUACAGUUACUAUAUACCUAAUAACAAAUCAUACAACUACAGUCCAUAUAUACCUAAUAACAAAUCAUAUAACUACAGUCCAUAUAUACCUAAUAACAAAUCAUAUAACUACAGUUCCUAUAUACCUAAUAACAAAUCAUACAACUACAGUCCAUAUAUACCUAAUAACAAAUCAUAUAACUACAGUUACUAUAUACCUAAUAACAAAUCAUACAACUACAGUCCAUAUAUACCUAAUAACAAAUCAUAUAACUACAGUUACUAUAUACCUAAUAACACAUCAUACAACUACAGUUACUAUAUACCUAAUAACAAAUCAUACAACUACAGUCCAUAUAUACCUAAUAACAAAUCAUAUAACUACAGUUACUAUAUACCUAAUAACAAAUCAUACAACUACAGUCCAUAUAUACCUAGUAACACAUCAGACAACUACAGUUACUAUAUACCUAAUAACAAAUCAUACAACUACAGUCCAUAUAUACCUAAUAACAAAUCAUACAACUACAGUCCAUAUAUACCUAAUAACA
This is a messenger RNA of Lottia gigantea (owl limpet), 633 nucleotides long. RefSeq lists its product as hypothetical. The annotation marks the transcript as partial. Lineage: Eukaryota; Metazoa; Mollusca; Gastropoda; Lottiidae. The record is from RefSeq and is a predicted model, not a curated record. The transcript has a single exon.